Molecule: messenger RNA, 6091 nt
Organism: Carassius auratus (goldfish)
Lineage: Eukaryota; Metazoa; Chordata; Actinopteri; Cypriniformes; Cyprinidae
Gene: eys
Product: eyes shut homolog
Exons: 36
Coding region: 77-6091 (2004 amino acids)
Biological process (GO): heterophilic cell-cell adhesion; establishment or maintenance of epithelial cell apical/basal polarity
Cellular component (GO): protein-containing complex; plasma membrane
Molecular function (GO): calcium ion binding
Source: RefSeq, a predicted model, not a curated record
CUACAGUACAUAUCCGGCUGAAGAAAAGCAUCAAGCGGCUACAUCAAAAAAUAGUCAAGGUUCAGGAAAGACAAACAUGAGAAACCCAGACCUAGUUAUCAUUGCCCUGGUGCUCAGCUGUGUAAUAGAUGGUACAGUCCACAGCCAGGUAACCUGCCGCAGAGCCACGUCUCGUGAAUGGCACACUCAGCCAAAGAACAUCAGCGUGAGGUGGACCCUCAUGGAGAACACCUGCAGCAGCUUGACCCAGUGCUGGAGUAGACAAACAGAAACAAAUGGACACUUGUGGGCAACUGGGCCAUAUCACUUUCCUCAGCUUUGUCCAUUGGAAUUUCAGCUUGGAGAUGUGAUGUUUGUUUCUGCUGACAGAAAGCUGGAACAAUAUGGUAUCCACCUAAUUAUUGUGUCCAAAGAGGAGUUUGAAAACUGCUUGAUUUUAGAGCCAAGAAAGGAGCAGUUGGUGUUUGCCAACAAUAUUAAUGGUACUUUGCAAGUGGAAACAAAAUGGCUGAAGACCGGUAUGAAUUACUUCACUGUUGCUCAUAGAGGCAGUAGUCAUCUAUGUAGGCUUGGCCUACGCAUUGCACUUCUGGUAAAGCCUCAGCACUGCCAGAGCUCACCUCUUCUUCGCCUGUGUUCGGGAAAUGGUGAAUGCAGAACUACAUUUAAAGACGAUUCAUUCAGCUGUCAGUGCCACAAACACUUUUCAGGAAGUUAUUGCGAGAACAUUGAUGGAUGCUAUGAGCAGCCAUGCUUAAAUGGAGGCACCUGCCUGAGCAAGAGAACAGCCUACACAGAUCUGCCACCUUACGAAUGUCUUUGCUCCUCUCCGUUCACAGGUGUCAACUGCUCUGAGAUCACUGGCCAUCAAAAUUGCAGUAAAAGGUGCAAAGAUGGAGCUUGUGUACAAGUCUCAUCAACUUCCUACAGAUGUGAAUGUUUCACAGGAUAUACAGGUACUUACUGUGAGCGAAAGAGGCUCCUCUGCGAUUCAAACCCAUGCUGGAAUGAUGGUCGCUGUGAGGAGACUGCUAAUGGAUAUGUUUGCACAUGCCCAGGGGGUUUCACAGGCCUCAACUGUGAGACCACCACUGAGGCUGACAGCUACUGCAAGUCUAACAGAUGUCAACUGGACGAAGCUUGUGCCACAGACAAACUUAAUUUCACAUGUACUUGCGUAGGCCCGGAAUGCCCGGAGCAGGCAGAGGUGUGUGGAGCUUUGCCCUGUCUCAACGGUGGCAUGUGUGUAGUUCAGAAUGGCCAGUAUCAUUGCAGAUGCCGACCAGGUUUUUCCGGAAAGAACUGUGAAGAAAUAAUUGACUUCUGCAAGCUGCUCAAUAUUAACUGCCUGAAUGAGGGAUUGUGUCUCAGCCUAGUUGGAGGAUAUAAUUGUCUCUGUGCACCAGGAUGGACGGGGGAGUUUUGUCAGUACUUGGAUAACGCAUGCUUAGCCUAUCCAAACAGAUGCUUGAACGGAGCUACUUGCAUCAGUAUGAGUGAGCCAACUGCACCCCCGCACUAUAUGUGCACCUGUCUCCCUGGAUACACAGGACGCUACUGUGAGGCUGAAGUAAAUGAGUGUGAUUCCAGUCCCUGUCAGCACCAGGGAACAUGCACUGACUUUGUUGGAUUCUACAAAUGUGCCUGUCCUUCAGGAUACACUGGGGUUGACUGUGAGGUUGACAUAAAUGCAUGUGCACCUCCAAAUGUCACUUGUCCCCCUGGAACAUUCUGUGUGGAUUUGCCAGGUGACCAGCUCCAUAUAUGCCACACUCAGUGUCCUCGCUCUCUACAGCCUUGUGCCAAUGGAGGACAUUGUGUCCUUAACAACAUCACCAGUUACAGUUGUGUUUGUGCACCUGGAUGGACUGGGCCGACCUGCUUGGUCAACAUAAAUGAGUGUGUCCAGCACAGGUGUCAGAACGGAGCCACCUGUGUGGAUGUGGUUGGUGGGUACAGUUGCCUUUGCUGUCACGGAUAUACUGGAGUCCACUGUGAACUUGACAUUGACUUCUGCUCUGGGCAUCAGUGUUCAGAACACGCCUUCUGUCUGGACCGACAGCACAACUACACCUGCCACUGCAUGCUGGGAUAUGAAGGAACGUUCUGCGAGCUUGAGACAGAUGAAUGCAAAAGCGAACCAUGCACCAAUGGUGCCACUUGCAUUGAUUUGGUGGCAGGUUACCAAUGCCUGUGUGCUCCAGGAUUUAAGGGUCGAACAUGCUCCAAGAAUAUGAAUGAGUGCUGGUCCAGACCCUGCCUUAAUGGGGGCACCUGCAUUGAUCUGGUCAAUGACUACAUUUGUAUCUGUCCACUUGGAUUCACAGGACAUGACUGCUCUAUGCUGGUGGCAGGCUGCACUUCCAACCCAUGUGAUGCGAAGGGCACUUCCAUGUGCGAAGAGCAGCCGGGCGGUUUCAAGUGCACGUGUCACCACGGCUAUACUGGCCUAUUUUGUGAAACUUCUAUCAGUCACUGCAUUGAAGGAUUGUGUCAUCACGGAUCAAAGUGUGUCGAUCUCCUGCAGGGUUUCGUGUGUGAAUGUUUGCCUGGGUUACAAGGACGAUUCUGUGAGGAAAACAUUGAUGACUGUCUCAAUAAGCCUUGUGGUGCACUCAGUAUCUGUAAAGAUGGUAUCAAUGCCCAUGACUGUUUCUGUGCACCUGGGUUUGUCGGUCAUAACUGUGAGAUUGAAGUAAAUGAGUGUCUUAGUCUACCAUGUCAGAAUGGAGCUUCCUGCUCAGAUGAGCUUAACUCCUUCAGCUGUCUCUGCCCUUCCGGGACCACAGGCAGUUUAUGUGACAUAAACAUAGAUGAAUGUCUGUCAUCACCAUGCAUGAACAAUGGCACGUGUUUGGACCUCUCAGAUGGCUAUGAAUGCAUUUGCCCAUCAGGUUUCUCUGGUCCUGAGUGCUCGCUGGACAUUGAUGAGUGUCUCUCAUAUCCCUGUAACAAUGGAGGCACCUGCAUUGACCAACAGGGUAAUUACUACUGCCGAUGCGCGGCUCCAUUUAAAGGGAUUAACUGUGAGUUGCUGCCCUGUGAGGCCGUUAAUCCGUGUGAUAAUGGGGCAGAGUGUGUGGAGGAGGCUGAUCCCAUCCUCUUCCCUCUGGGUUUCCGGUGCCGAUGUCGCCAGGGUUUCAUGGGGCCCCGCUGUGAGAUCAACAUAGAUGAGUGCAGCUCCAACCCCUGUCUACACGGCUUCUGUUACGAUGCUGUGGAUGGUUUUUACUGCUUGUGUAACCCUGGUUACGCUGGAAUAAGAUGUGAGCAGGACAUCAAUGACUGUGUCAGCAACAUGUGUGAAAACAACUCGACUUGUGUGGACCUCCAUCUGAGUUACGAGUGCCUCUGUCGGCCAGGCUGGGAGGGGGAGUUCUGUCAGUGGGACACUGAUGAAUGUUCCUCAAACCCCUGUAAAAACAAUGCCACCUGUACAGACCUCCUCAAUGCUUACAGGUGUACGUGUCCUCAUGGCUGGACAGGCCUGGAUUGUGGAGAGGAUGUGAAGGAAUGUUCAUCCUCUCCCUGCCUGAACGGUGCACAUUGUGUGGAGUCUGACAUCCCAGGGGAGUUUUCCUGUACCUGCCCGCCCUUCUUUACCGGCCUCCUCUGUGAACAGACCUUCAACCCCUGCGACCUGCGGCAUAACCCCUGCCUGCACAACUCUACCUGCCAUGCCAAGUCAGAUGGAACCGCCCUCUGUGUUUGCCCAGUCGGGUUUGAGGGAACUCGCUGUGAAAUUGAUAGCGAUGACUGUGUCUCAAGACCUUGUCAGAACCAAGGCCAUUGUGUGGAUGGGGUCAACAGAUACAGCUGCUUCUGCAAGCCAGGUUUCUCGGGCCAACACUGUGAGAAAGACAUCAAUGAGUGUGCAUCCAACCCCUGCCAGAACGGAGGUGUUUGCAAAGACCUUGUGAACGGUUUCCAGUGUAGCUGUGUUCCCGGAUAUUUUGGAACGCUUUGCAACCUGGACAUAAACGAAUGUGAAGAUUCCCCCUGCCUCCAUGACUCUAUGUGCAUCAACAAACCUGGGGGAUUCAUAUGUGUCUGCCAUAGUGGCUUCUCAGGUAAAUGGUGUGAGCUGAACAUUGAUGAGUGCAAAUCUAAUCCAUGCCGAAACAACGGGAUGUGCAUCGAUGGUCUUGAUGGUUACCAGUGUGUGUGCUCCAGAGGAUUCAUGGGCUAUCACUGUGAGAGAAACAUUGAUGAGUGCUCGUCCAACCCCUGUGUUCAUGGGAGUUGCCUGGAUGAAACUGAUGCAUACAGCUGUCAGUGUGAGGUUGGAUGGACUGGUCACAUAUGUGAGAUCAACAUUAAUGAGUGUGAAACUCAUCCUUGUCUUAAUGGAGGCUCCUGUGUGGAUCUUCUGGACAAAUACGCCUGCAUAUGUGCAGAAGGUUUCACUGGGAAGAACUGUGAGAUUGACCAGAAUGUGUGUCUGCAGACGUCUCAUAAUUUCUCCCUAUGUUUCAAUGGAGGGACAUGUGUGGAUGGACCAGGGGCCAAUUUCACGUGCAGCUGCCUGCCAGGUUUUGUUGGAGAUUUCUGUGAGGUAGAGAUGAAUGAAUGCUGCUCUGAGCCCUGCUUUCAUGGGGCCAUCUGCCAAGACCUCAUCAAUGGCUACCAAUGUCACUGUCGACCAGGUUGGACAGGCCUUCACUGUGAAGAUGACAUUAAUGAGUGCUUGCUGCAACCAUGCAACCAGGGAAUGUGCAUCCAGAAUGAACCUGGCCAUGGCUACACCUGCUUCUGUCGGCCUGGAUUUGUGGGGAAAAACUGUGAAUAUAAUUAUGAUGACUGCUUGAUCCAGUCAUGCCCUGAUGGGUUUUCCUGUAAGGAUGGCAUCAACAAUGUCAGCUGUGUCCCUGUGAAUACCAACACAUCCACUGUUCCUCCAAUCUCUGUUGUAUCGUGGAGAACCAUGAACCCCAUCCCAGAGUUACAACCCACUUUAGCACCUGUGGAGAGCUUCCAAAACACUGAGCUGCCGACAGAUAUUAGUUUUGGGAGAUAUUCUGGGAAAUCCUUUUUGGAGUUUGAGGGCAUUGAAGUCGGUGCUGCAUUCAGUGUCACGGUGAGAUUCCUUACUGAAUCCAUGUACGGAACCCUGCUGUAUUCAGCCAGUGCCAUAAAAGGCAUCUUCUUCGUCAAACUCCACGUUUCCAAUGGAACGCUUCAGUAUGACUUUUUGUGCAACCAAAAGGAGGGAGCUCAGCGGAUCAAUACAGCACAGCACGUUGCUGAUGGAAAUGAGCAUGUGCUGCUAUUGAGACAGUAUCUUUCUCCGUGUGCAGCCGAAGUCACUAUUUCAGGCUUUGGGACUGUCAGAAGUAUUCCAAGCAAUUUCACAACAGUCAUGAAUUUACAGCGAACUGACAGGAUCUUCAUCGGAGGACUUCCUCUUCUGUAUCCACCUCAUAAAGAAGCUGAGCCUUUCCACAACUAUACCGGCUGCAUUGAAAUAAUCGAAAUUAAUAAGCUCAGAAGAUUCCGUGUGGACCAUGCCAUUGCCAGGAACAAUGUUGACUACUGCAGGUCUCCGUGGCAUCAUGACCCUCCUGCAAACUCCACAGAUUCCCCUCCUGAGUUCAUUACAGUGGAAACCCCUCCUGACGGGCGUAUCCCACCCACCCAGCCUUCACCUGUCUGCCCACAGGGGCUCUGUCUCAACGGCGGAUCCUGUCGGCCCAUCUCUCUGCCCAGCGGAGCCUCGUCUUUCUUUUGUGACUGUCCUCUGCACUUCACAGGACGCCGGUGUGAACAAGAUACCACAGUCUUUUUUCCUCAAUUCGAUGGUACCUCUUUCUUGGAGUUGCCAUCUCUGACAUCCCUGUUUCAGUCAGACACUCACUUUCCAAGCCAUUCCUCUGAGGACAGGAGGACCAUGUAUUUGACAAUGAAGAGCAAGACACCUCAUGGUACUAUUCUCUACUCCCGGGAGCAGAAUUUUGGAGUCCGUUUCCUCCAUGUGUUUCUCCAGAAUGGAAGACCGGUGGCCAAGUUGGGCUGCAGCAGCAUUCAUGUUUUGACUGCAGCUGCUUCACAAAAUAUCCAGAACAAUACCUUGGUGCCAAUUAUAGUGAGGUGA